Pectinophora gossypiella (pink bollworm) is the source of this 1379-nucleotide messenger RNA. Its product is annotated as chorion class A protein L11-like. The coding region runs from base 642 to 983 and encodes 113 amino acids. The record is from RefSeq and is a predicted model, not a curated record. Lineage: Eukaryota; Metazoa; Arthropoda; Insecta; Lepidoptera; Gelechiidae. The transcript has 3 exons.
AAUGUAACAAAUACGAGUAGAUAAAAAUGCACUAACAUGCAGGAUGCAUUAGCAAAACAUGCACACUAUCGCUCUGAUAAGAAAAUAAGUUCGUAUUAACAUAAUUAUCAGAAUGUAAAAAGGGGUAGAUAAAAAUGCACUUAAUGCAAAUUAGAUUGAAUUUGCAUAAUUAUCACAAAUGCACUCAAUACCCGACACAACCGUAUCAUCAAUAUGCAAUGAACUGGAUGUAAUAUGUAAAUUAACUGAGGGACGAAUAUAUAAACGGGUGCACGGUACGAAAAUCAUCAAUGGCGACCAAGCAACAGUACGUAUAUCACAUAAUAACGAGUGCGAACAUAACGAUACGAAAUUAUGUGCUGGACCAGAGGGGAUUAUCGAACCUGAAGGAGAUGGCAGCAUUGGAGUCAGAUGGAGAAAUGGAAGAAGAAGAAGGUAUUCCGUCGGAACAGGAAGCGCAGAAAGAAUUAAUGAUCACGAAGGAAGCAUGGGAAGAAUAUCUCAAGUCGGCUACACGUGCUUUUAAUCAAUAUCUUUGUCUCCAAUAACACGAGUGAUUAGAAAAUCGUAUUUAAAUAGGUCAAUAUGAGUUUGUGACAUUAUUCUGGAAUCAUCUUUCCAUUGAAUACAAUCAAACAAACAUGUCUACCUUCGCCUUCUUGUUGCUCUGCAUCCAGGCUUGCCUGAUCCAGGAUGUGCUGAGCUGUCCUCCCAGAGCCAUAGCACCGUCCGCCUGCGGCUGCGGCGCAGGUCUGAGCGGUCUGAGCGGUUUGGGUGGUCUGGGCGGUCUGGGCGCGGGAUACGGCGCCGUGGGCGAAGGAAGAACGUCCAUUAGUGGCACAAUGGGCGUGACCGGGGAGACGAGGGUUACGGGCGCGGUGCCAGUGCUCGGCGCUGUGAGCUUCAGCGGCAGCGUGCCCGCUUACGGCUCCUGCACCAUCACGGGUAGCUGCGCCCAGUCCUGCGGCUGCGGAGGAUACUAACCUGGGACGCACUUCAACUAACGUCUCGUCGUCUGGAAGAAAUUGCUGCACAUGAAUGAGCCCAUCAAUUGUGUUGUAAAAUGUUUCAUGUGUGAAUAGAAUGGAUAAGUCCAAUAUCGCAUCACUAUCCUAAUGAACGACACAACAUUGGCUAACUCGUACCGCACAUUGAAGCUAUUGUAAAACAUUAUCUACGUUGAAAUAUAAUCACUAAUUGUACUGAACUAAAUGUUCUGUUCAAUACUAUACUAUAAGUACAUACAUAAGAUCACGCCUAUAUCCCGUUGGGGGUAGGCAGAGACCACAGAAUUGUACCUACUACGAUCCUGAUACUCUUUCGCUUUUUCAACUCUCGUCAAAGACUUCAUGCAUGCUCACUUCAUGAACGAAAAAAAA